Molecule: messenger RNA, 4369 nt
Organism: Cloeon dipterum
Lineage: Eukaryota; Metazoa; Arthropoda; Insecta; Ephemeroptera; Baetidae
Exons: 15
Coding region: 231-3422 (1063 amino acids)
Molecular function (GO): protein binding
Source: RefSeq, a predicted model, not a curated record
CACUACUGCAGCAACAUUUUGAGUUGUGAAAACAACUGAGCAAGAGUCUACUAGAACAUUCUGGUUUAACCGAGAACUUGAUUUCGCAUUAUAUAAAGGCCGACUUAACAAUGAAGAGGGCAGACUUCAAACAGCAUCACUAAAGCUACAAUUGAGAUACCACAAACACACCAAUUGAAUAUUUUGGACGAACUAGUAUCUUGCAGUGCCAUUUCAUCAAUAUAGGAAAAAUGGCGUAUGAAGUGAAGUGCAAUGACGAGGUCGGUCGUUAUGUGGUCGCCGCGAGAGAUUUAUUAGAAGCUGGCGAGGAGUUCCUCGAGGAAACUGCAGCAGUCGUUGGGCCUAAGCAUCACACUCCUCCAGUUUGCCUUGGCUGCUUGGCCCUUGUCGCCGGCGACACUUUUUGCGGCCGAUGCGGCUGGCCUGUGUGCGGACCCGAGUGUGCGGACCUUCCAGCUCACAAGGAUGCUGAAUGUGCCAUUUUUGCGUCUGCAAAUGUCAAAUUUGGACCACCCCCGGAGGACCCGACCGCAGAUUGCCCUCAACUAGAAUGCGUUACUCCGCUGAGAUUGCUGCUUUCGGUCGGAUCAGAAAGGUGGAAUGAUGAGGUCGUAAAAAUGGAAAGCCAUUCUGAAAAGCGGCGAGGAGGAGCUGACUGGGAAGCUGACCAGGUCAACAUUGUGAAUUUCCUGCUUGAAAAGUGCAAAUUGACCGGCAAAUAUACAGCGGAGCAAAUUCACCAGGUUUGCGGCAUUUUGGCUGUAAACGCGUUUGAGGCUCGUUCCAGUGUCAGCGGGGGAAACGCUGUACGAGCGCUCUAUCCGCAGCUGGCAAUUUUGUCUCACAACUGCGUGCCCAACACAUCUCAUUCCAUAAGCUCCGACUACAAAGUAAAGGUUCGCACCACUGUUCCUGUGAAGAAGGGCGAAGAACUGUUUUCAACCUACACGCACACACUUCAACCUACGUAUGCGCGGCGCAAGCACCUCAAACUUAGCAAAUAUUUUGAAUGCCAGUGCGCAAGAUGUGCUGAUCCUGAAGAGCUUGGCUCCAACUUGAGCACAAUUAAAUGUCCAAAGUGCGAGUGGGGAUGGGUUCGAGCUGAAAACCCACUAAACGAAGAAUCAGACUACAAAUGCGGUAAAUGCGAAUUCAAAAUGUCCAACGCGGACACAAUGAAGGCCAUGGAAAUAAUCAAGAAUCAGCUGGAUUACCUCGACCCUGAAAGCGUGGAAAUGAGAGAGCAUUUGAUCAAAAAAUACCACAGCUUCCUGCACCCUAAACACGCGCACCUGACCACCCUAAAACACGCCCUGAGCCAGCUCUAUGGGCGGGCACUGGACUACACUUUCGACGAGAUGCCUGACCUGCUGAUGGAGAGAAAAAUCGAGCUAUGCCGUCACAUGCUCCAAAUUGCAGACAUAAUCGAGCCUGGACUCUCCAGACUGAGAGGAAUGAUUUUGUACGAGCUCCACGCUCCGCUUAUCAUGCUGGCGCGCAGCCUUUAUCAGCAGAAAGCCCUAACCGGUUUGGCUCUUUUGACGCGAAUGCAGGAGGCGGAACAAGUGCUAGCCCAAGCCGUUCAAAUCCUGUCCCUAGAGGACCCUGAAUCAAUGGAAGGCCAGUUGGCCGCGCAAGCUUGCUUUUCUUUGCAACAGCUGCAGCAAACCAUAACCAUGCUGCCCCAGCAAAUAGAUAUUGUGGAUGGCGACAAGCACAUUGGGGGAUGCACACGGCAUGCAGACAACGGACGGCGUGGAGAUGCUGUGUUUAGAAAUUUCAUGAGGCAAAUCCUGUUCAAUUCUUACUCAUCUAAUCAGAAGCACUUUGCGAGUUUGCUGGAAAAGAACCUAAGAAUGUCAGUUGCUACUGAGUUAUCUUCAGAAAUCGAGGAGAAACGUUUUGAGGAGCUCAAUGGCGUGGAUGCUAUCUGCCCUGUUCGGAUUGCGCGCUCCCCAGAGUUAGGAAGAUAUUUAGUGGCAUUUCGGGACAUUUCUGAAGGCGAAGUUAUCCUAAAAGAUACACCACUGGUCGUCGGCCCUCAAGCAGAGUCAGCUCCAGUUUGUCUCGGGUGUCAUCGACCAGUUGGCCUAAAUGAACCGCAUGUGUGCUCUAACUGUGGCUGUGCUCUUCUUUGCGGGCCUCAGUGUGAAAAACUACCGGCUCACGUGAACGAAUGUGACGCUCUAAGAAACGCUUUGCCCAAUUCGGCACCUCUCCUGCUUAAAGACGAUGGCAACUGGCAGUGCAUUUUGCCCAUGCGUUGCUUUUUAAAUCAACCCAGAGGACUCUUCCAGUUAGAGGCGCAAAUGGACGCGCGGAAAGAAUCAGGCGCAUGGGAAGAGUGCGAGCGAAACGUGGUCAAAGUGCUCCAAAAGCAUGAGCUCCUCAAGAAUAUCCCUGAGCAGGCUAUACAGAGGGUUUGCGCAAUUUUGGACGUGAAUUCUUUUGAGGUGCGAGGUCCACCUGAUGAAACCGGCAGGUCAGAAAGCCUUCGCGGCGUGUAUCCAAAUGCAGCACUCAUGGCCCACUCGUGCUUUGCAAACACGCACCUCUCGAUAGGCGACAAUUACACGCUGAUUGUUAAGGCUGCGGCCAAAAUCGCGGCCGGGGAGGCCGUCUUUUAUAACUACACAGACACUCUGAUCAGCACCGCGGGUCGGAGGGAGCGGCUGAGGCACGGAAAAUACUUUUCCUGCGAGUGCACGCGCUGCACCGACCCCACUGAACUGGGCACUCACCUCAGUUCUUUGAGGUGCAGCGACCAACAAUGUCCAGGAUCAGUUGUAUGCACCAACCCGCUAGAGCCAAUUGCGGCAAAAUGGAAAUGUGACAGGUGUGAAAAAACAUUAGACGGCUCAGUUGUGCGAGCAGGUUUGGUGGGUGUUCAAAAGGAAUUGCUCGAAGUUGACCAAACGGACGUGUUAGCUAUGGAAGAGCUUCUUGCCAAACUUUCUCGCUCCCUGCACCAAAAUCACGCUGCGAUGCUGGAGCUGAAGCAGGCGCUCUCUGGAAUGUAUCGCGAGCAGAUCAUGGAUGAAGGACCGGUAGUUCCAACCAAGCUGCUAACAAGAAAACUUGAAAUUUGUCAGUCUCUUUUACCUGUCAUCGAGAGACUGGAGCCACCUCUAUCUAGGUUGAGAGGAAUAACUCUUUACGAGAUCGCCUCUCCAAUGGUCGCCCUCGCCAAACAGAAGAAAGUCUCAAAAGUGUCAAGCGCAACGUGGGUGGCUGAUGUUAGAAACCAAUACGUAAAGUGCGAAGAAUUGUUGAGAGAAUCUGCAAAAAUUCUACUGCACGAGCCACCAUCAGCUCCAGAAGCGCAUUUGGCAAAGGUUGCAAUCAUGGAACUGAGGGGAGUCAGACAGGAGAUCGCCGAUUUGAACAAAAAGUGUGCGAAAAUUUCAAAGAAGAAGAAAUAAAACGUUCCCUCUAUAAAUUAACAAUGUUUUCAGUAUUUAAAAUGCCAUACAUAUAUUUUAAUUUUUUAUGCUCUUUCUCGUCAUCUACCGAAAAUUGCAUAAAUUUUAUAAAUUAGGGCCUACUGCCUCAAUUUAAGCCUUUUUAGUUUAAAUCAAAUAAAACGAAAAGAAGUGUUAAAUCAAUUUUCUUGAAUGUCCUCAGUUACUUUCAUUUAAGAAAACGUGUAAGGAUUUUUUCAUUUUUCACCGUCCAUAUAUUUUAGUACGAUAGUUCUCACUAGAUGGCCUCAUUUACUUGUAUAUUUAUAUUGUGUAUGGUUCGUGCAGAAUAAAAGCCUUAGACUUUUUUUUUAAAUUUCUUACCUUUCAUAGGGACAACAAAAUGUAUCCUAAUAGCAAAAUUUCCUAUUUAUAAAGAAAAAAGUUAAGAUUACUAAUACCGACAACAUUUUUGAUGUCAGACAUAUAUUAUACUGAUGUAAUUUUCGUAACUCCAGACUUCUUAACAAUCAGCACGCGUGAUUUCCCCGCACACACUUUUGCAAUUCGAAAAUCAUGGCAUGCAAUAAUGAGCCGAGAUUGCAAAGCACAGUGCCUGCACCAGUUUACAGUCGCUUGAAACUUCAAUUCGCCAUGCACCGAUUGUUUACAUACCCGAGAAAAUUCAACUGGCUCUUUGGAGUGGACCGCUUUGAGAUGGCGAAAUCUGGACUUUAUUGCGACCCCGACUUCAAAAAGAUAAAAUGUAAUUUCUGCGUGUUUACAUGUAAUUUGGACCACAACACUGAUCACAACAUCAAAAAGCAUUCCGAGUGCCCCUCUAAAGGCGACGAAGAUGUUUCUUUUACGGAACAGUUGGAUUUCAAUUAUGAAACUCACCGUUUGUAUUCACUGCUUUUGAAAGAGGAAUGUUUACCUUUUUCAAUUCAACCCUACGAUGUUGCAAA